This is a messenger RNA of Ceratina calcarata, 2140 nucleotides long. Its product is annotated as adenosine deaminase 2. Gene Ontology annotation, molecular function: adenosine deaminase activity. The record is from RefSeq and is a predicted model, not a curated record. The transcript has 4 exons. NCBI's taxonomy places the organism in Eukaryota, Metazoa, Arthropoda, Insecta, Hymenoptera, Apidae. The coding region runs from base 477 to 2006 and encodes 509 amino acids. Gene Ontology annotation, biological process: inosine biosynthetic process; adenosine catabolic process.
GUACAAGGACAUGCAUACACAAGGAUGUAGCUGUUUGGCGGGAUAGUUCGACGUGAAAUAUCGCAGCCUUUUUUCAUCGUUCACUGGCGCCUAGAAAUCAUUGGAGCGUUUCCUAUGCGCACACAUACACGCGUAUGUACACGCACAUUUCGAUGUAUCCGUAUAAGCCGUAAGAGGCAACGCGAGUCAGCAAGACACUUGCCCUUACUGCCGCCGAUGACAUUAUGGAACAAUCAGUCAGUCAGUCAGUGAACGUCGUCGGUGUCUAUUAGUCCGCCCGCGCGUAGCCGCACUAGUCAGUCAGUCAGUAGCGACAGUAGCAUAGAAACACUGAUCUGGGUAAUCAGAUUCAGUUUCGGCUGCGCAGCCUUGCCGCUUACACACGAUAAUUCGAUUUGAGACGCGCGCGCGCGCGCGCACACACACACACACACACACACACACACACAGCAUUCUCGCCAGAGACACCGCCGAAAAUGCGGUACAACUUUACUUGUUGUUCGUUCGCAAUAUUAAUCGUGUGCGCGAGCACAACUAUCGCGUUUCCACGUGGUGGUGGUGGUAAUUACACAAGGCUACGGAAUGAAAUUUUGGAGUACGAACGACGUCUGAUGAUAGGCGCUAACUUGUCCUUGUCUGACGUUGAACGAGCUGCGAACAAGAUCCUAAUGAAGGCGAAGCAAGAGGAAUUGCAUGCUGGGUUCAAGGAUCCUCGAUUAUUCGCUCCGGCGCGAAACUUCCUCGAGGCCAAGAACGACAUCGACGGAUCGAAGGUCUUCCAAUUGAUUCGGCACAUGCCGAAAGGAGCAGUACUCCACUCUCACGAUACCGCUCUCGUCAGUAGCGAUUACAUCUAUUACAAUGUCACGUUUCGCAACGAUUUAUACGCUUGCAUCGAGAAAGACACCGUCGAAUUACGUUUCUUUCGAGUACCCGAUAAUUCCUGUAGUUGGGAGCUGUUGAAGGACAUACGCCGAGACCCGACACGGGGUGAGAUAGUGAACGAUAUGAUAAGGAAAAGAAUGUCGAUGCGAUGCGACGAUCCUACGUCGUCCUAUCCUAACGUCGACCGAGCCUGGCACAAAUUUAUCGAUAUAUUUGCGUUCGUCGGACCUCUGCUCACGUACAGACCCGUUUACGAGGAUUAUUUCCUCGAGGCUCUGAAUCAAUUGUACGAAGACAAUGUGAUGUAUCUUGAACUGAGAUCGACGUUGCCGACUUUGUACGAUUUCGAUGCGACGACGAAAUACAAGCCUCGAGAUCUGGUCGGAAUCUACAGAAAUCUUACUCGAAGAUUCAAGGAAAUGCAUCCGGAUUUCGUAGGAGCGAAACUGAUUUACGCUCCUAGACGAUCCGAUACUUACGAAGAUACGAGAGAUCACGUCCGGAUCAUGAGCGAGAUAAAGGAGUUGUAUCCUGACUUCGUAGCUGGAUUCGAUCUGGUCGGCCAGGAAGACAAGGGUCACACCCUCGAGGAAUUCGCUGAUCUAUUGAGAGAAGUUGGAAAACGUAACAUCAGUUUCUUCUUUCACGCAGGAGAAACUAAUUGGUUGGGCGCUCCUACCGAUGAAAACCUCGUUGACGCUAUUUUGUUGAACACGCGACGUAUCGGUCACGGAUACGCGUUGGCCUCUCAUCCUUUCCUCAUGGAGCUCGUCAAACGGAUGGACAUCGCGAUCGAAGUGAAUCCGAUUUCGAAUCAAGUUCUGAAACUUGUCGAUGAUCUUCGAAAUCAUGCCGCCAGGUCUCUGUUCGCAGAAGGAUACGCCGUAGUCGUAUCGAACGACGAUCCUAGUUUUUGGGGUGCGAGAGCUUUGAGCUACGAUUUUUACGAAGCGUUUAUGGCGCUCAUGUCCAGCCACGCCGAUCUCAAGAGCCUUAAACAGCUGGCUUUGAACUCUUUUAUAUACAGCAGCUUGGGUGAUGACGAGAAACAGAAGGCUAUAGAUCGCUGGCAAGGAAAAUGGCAAAAGUACGUGGAGGAUUUAGCCGUAGGCAGAAAAUGAGAAAUUGAAAGCGCACAGAAAGAGCUAUGUAUUACGAUUCUUGUAAAUACAUAAUAAAAAAGUUAUUUGUCAUGUUAAUUAAUCCUAUGCGUUCUGUACAAUUGAAAAAAUGAAAAUUAAUACUCUGCAACUAA